AUGAAUUCCUUCCAAGAUCCGUCCAUUUAUAAUUUGCUUAUUGUUGAGGAAUCUAAAGAGAAAAGGCCGCCAAGGUACAAAUCAAAAUUCCAGAGAAGUGUAAGGGACGAGUAUGAAGCAGGGAUUGAAGGAAACAAAACAAUGGGUCCAGCUAAAAUGUGCCCACCCCGACCUCAAAACCAUCUCAUCAAGCACGGCAAAGAGCCGCUACUUGCCCAAAAACAAAGUUUCCAUUAUCCCGAUGAAGAACGCAAGAAGCCAGCUGUUCCAAAGAAUGGCGACCUGCCCUUGAUGGGCCUGAGAACCACAGAGAACAUCAUGUGUGCUAAUGCUGUGAAAAACGUUCUCUCACUGCCGAAAAUUCCCGCCAAAAGAUAUGUCGACACGCGACGUGGUGAUGCACAUGAUCUGCUGCAGUCUGGUUGCGAACCUGUUUAUGUUCACAAAAAGGAAUAUGGCGAAGUUCCAGUUUAUAUAACCAGACGCAAAGAAGAGCUCACCAGAGCAAAGGAUGAAUAUGACAAGUAUGUGGCUGAAAAGUUCCAGGCAGGAGCAAUGAGACAGCUGACAGAUUUAGAGCAUCAGACAAUUCUCGAGGGUCUGAAGACAAACUGGGAGGAUCUUCUAGACCGGUAUCAAAGUCUGUCCGUGGUCACAGACACCCUGGGAAGGAAAUAUAGGAAGGAGAGGAUGGAGAACCAACUAAAGCAGCUGGAACGCGACAUUGAACUCUUGGAGAAGCACAAAAUUGUUUACGUUGAGAACUAA
Molecule: messenger RNA, 768 nt
Organism: Candidula unifasciata
Lineage: Eukaryota; Metazoa; Mollusca; Gastropoda; Stylommatophora; Geomitridae
Source: the annotation of a GenBank genome assembly